CGGAAGUCCGCAGCCUCCCAAGCCUCUGAUUGGCUUUCAGGCUGGCGCCUAUCUCGGCCCCCGCGCCAGUUUCGGGCUGGUUGGCGCGGAAUCGGGAGACUGCGGGACUAUGGCGCCUGUGCACGGCAACGACUGCGAACUGGGGGCAAGCGAUUCAGGAAGUUUUGUAACUUCUCGGGCUCGGCGAGAAAAAAAGUCAAAGAAAGGUCGCCAAGAAGCUCUAGAAAGACUGAAAAAGGCUAAAGCCGGUGAGAAGUAUAAAUAUGAAAUCGAGGACUUCACAAGUGUUUAUGAAGAAGUUGAUGAAGAACAGUAUUCGAAGCUGGUUCAGGCACGGCAGGAUGAUGACUGGAUUGUGGAUGAUGAUGGUAUUGGUUAUGUGGAAGACGGCCGAGAGAUUUUUGAUGAUGAUCUUGAAGAUAAUGCUCUUGAUACCAGUGAGAAAGGAAAGGAUGCUAAAGCACGCAACAGAGACAAGAAGAAUGUAAAGAAACUUGCAGUGACAAAACCAAACAAUAUCAAGUCAAUGUUCAUUGCCAGUGCUGGAAAGAAAAGCACAGAUAAAGCUGUAGAUUUGUCUAAGGAUGAACUGCUAGGUGACAUUCUACAAGAUCUGAACACUGAGAAACCUCAAAUAACUCUUCCACCUGUAAUAAUACCUAAGAAGAAAAGAUCUACUGGAGCUUCUCUGAAUCCUUUUGCUGUGUACACUCCCAAGGCAAUUCCUUCAGGAAAAACUGCUUCCCCUGUCGCCAGGAAGGAGCUUUCAUUAACUCCUGCUCCUCUUAAACGAACUGAAUUUGCUGGAGAGCUGGUGCAGCCAGAGUGUCCGGAAGAUGAGUGUGAGUCAGGGGAAAUGGAGUUUGAAGAUGGUGACUUUGAUGAGCCCAUGGAAGCUGAGGAGGUGGACAUGAAGCCUAUGGCUGCCAAGACUUGGGACCAAGAGAGUGAGCCAGCAGAGAGGAUGAAACAUAAGGCGGAUCCUAGGAAAGAGACCACGUCUUGCUUGGGAAGUUUUCUCCCAGAUGACUCUUGUUGGGGCAUUGAUCAGGAAAAUGAUAGCAGUUUCUCAGCACAAGAAAUUCAAGUGGAUUCCAGUCAACUCCCAUUGGUAAAAGGGACAGAUGAAGAACAAGUGUUCCAGUUUUAUUGGUUGGAUGCUUAUGAAGAUCAGUACAACCAACCAGGUGUGGUAUUUCUGUUUGGAAAAGUUUUUAUUGAAUCAGCCAAGACCCACGUGAGCUGUUGUGUCAUGGUGAAAAACAUUGAGCGAACACUGUACUUCCUUCCCCGUGAAAUGAAAAUUGAUCUAAAUACAGGGAAGGAAACAGAAAUUCCAGUUACAAUGAAGGAUGUUUACGAUGAAUUUGAUGAAAGAAUAGCAGCAAAAUAUAAAAUUAUGAAGUUCAAGUCCAAGACAGUGGAAAAGAAUUAUGCUUUUGAGAUACCUGAUGUUCCCGAAAAAUCUCAAUACUUGGAAGUUAGAUACUCGGCAGAAGUACCACAGCUUCCUCAGGAUUUGAAAGGAGAAACUUUUUCUCAUGUAUUUGGAACCAACACAUCCAGCUUGGAACUGUUCUUGAUGAACAGAAAGAUCAAAGGACCUUGUUGGCUUGAAGUAAAAAAUCCACAGCUCUUGAACCAGCCAAUCAGUUGGUGUAAAUUUGAGGCCAUGGCUUUGAAACCUGACCUGGUGAAUGUAAUUAAGGAUAUUGGUCCUCCUCCACUUGUGGUGAUGUCUUUCAGCAUGAAAACAUUGCAGAAUGCAAAGAACCAUCAACAUGAGGUUAUUGCUAUAGCAGCUUUGGUUCAUCACAAUUUUGCAUUAGAUAAAGCACCCCCACAACCUCCCUUUCAGUCACACUUCUGUGUUGUAUCUAAACCGAAGGACUGUAUUUUUCCAUGUGCUUUCAUUGAAGUCAUUAAGGAAAAGAAUGUGAAGGUUGAGGUUGCUACAACAGAAAGAACACUGCUAGGUUUUUUCCUUGCAAAAGUUCACAAAAUUGAUCCUGAUAUCAUUGUGGGUCAUAAUAUUUAUGGGUUUGAACUGGAAGUGCUACUGCAGCGAAUUAAUGUGUGCAAAGUUCCUCACUGGUCCAAGAUAGGUCGUCUGAAGCGAUCCACCAUGCCAAAGCUUGGGGGCCGGAGUGGAUUUGCUGAAAGAAAUGCUACCUGUGGCCGAAUGAUCUGUGAUGUGGAAAUUUCAGCAAAGGAAUUGAUUCAUUGCAAAAGCUACCAUUUGUCUGAACUUGUUCAACAGAUUCUGAAAAUGGAAAGGGUUGCAAUUCCAAUGGAAAAUGUACGAAACAUGUACAGUGAAUCUUCUCAUCUGUUGUACCUGUUGGAACACACCUGGAAAGAUGCCAGGUUCAUUUUGCAGAUCAUGUGUGAGCUAAAUGUUCUUCCAUUAGCAUUGCAGAUCACUAACAUCGCUGGGAACAUUAUGUCCAGGACACUGAUGGGUGGACGAUCUGAACGUAACGAGUUCUUGUUGCUUCAUGCAUUUUAUGAAAACAACUAUAUCGUGCCUGACAAGCAGAUUUUCAGAAAGUCUCAGCAAAAACUGGGAGAUGAAGAUGAAGAAAUUGAUGGAGAGACCAAUAAAUACAAGAAAGGGCGGAAGAAAGCAGCUUAUGCUGGAGGCUUGGUUUUGGACCCCAAAGUUGGUUUUUAUGAUAAGUUUAUUUUGCUGCUGGACUUCAACAGUUUAUACCCUUCCAUCAUUCAGGAAUUUAACAUUUGUUUUACAACAGUGCAAAGAGUUGCUUCAGAGACACAGAAAGUUACAGAGGAUGGAGAACAAGAACAGAUCCCUGAGUUGCCAGAUCCAAGCUUAGAAAUGGGCAUUUUGCCCAGAGAAAUCCGGAAACUGGUAGAACGGAGAAAACAAGUCAAACAGCUAAUGAAACAGCAAGAUUUAAACCCAGAUCUUGUUCUUCAGUAUGACAUUCGACAGAAGGCUUUGAAGCUCACAGCGAACAGUAUGUACGGUUGCCUGGGAUUUUCCUACAGCAGAUUUUACGCCAAACCACUGGCUGCCUUGGUGACAUACAAAGGAAGGGAGAUUUUGAUGCAUACAAAAGAGAUGGUACAGAAGAUGAAUCUUGAAGUUAUUUAUGGAGAUACAGAUUCAAUUAUGAUAAACACCAAUAGCACCAAUCUGGAAGAAGUAUUUAAGUUGGGAAACAAGGUAAAAAGUGAAGUGAAUAAGUUGUACAAACUGCUUGAAAUAGACAUUGAUGGUGUUUUCAAGUCUCUGCUACUACUGAAGAAAAAGAAAUAUGCUGCUCUGGUUGUUGAACCAACAUCAGAUGGGAAUUACGUUACCAAACAGGAGCUGAAGGGAUUAGAUAUAGUUAGAAGAGAUUGGUGUGAUCUUGCUAAAGACACUGGAAACUUUGUCAUUGGCCAGAUUCUUUCUGAUCAAAACCGGGACACUAUAGUAGAAAAUAUUCAGAAGAGGUUAAUAGAAAUUGGAGAAAAUGUGCUAAAUGGCAGUGUCCCAGUGAGCCAGUUUGAAAUUAACAAGGCAUUGACAAAGGAUCCCCAGGAUUACCCUGAUAAGAAAAGUCUACCUCAUGUACAUGUUGCCCUCUGGAUAAAUUCUCAAGGAGGCAGAAAGGUGAAAGCUGGAGAUACUGUGUCAUAUGUCAUCUGUCAGGACGGGUCAAACCUCACUGCAAGUCAGAGAGCCUAUGCACCUGAACAACUGCAAAAACAGGACAAUUUAACCAUUGACACCCAGUACUACCUGGCCCAGCAGAUCCACCCAGUUGUGUCACGAAUCUGUGAGACAAUAGAUGGAAUUGAUGCAGUGCUCAUUGCAACAUGGUUAGGACUAGACCCCACCCAAUUUAGAGUUCAUCAUUAUCAUAAAGAUGAAGAGAAUGAUGUUCUACUUGGUGGCCCAGCACAGCUCACUGAUGAAGAGAAAUACAGAGACUGUGAAAAAUUCAAAUGUCCAUGUCCUACAUGUGGAACGGAAAAUAUUUACGAUAAUGUCUUUGAUGGCUCGGGAACUGAUAUGGAGCCCAGCUUGUAUCGUUGCAGCAACAUUGAUUGUAAGGCUUCACCUCUGACCUUUACGGUACAGAUGAGCAACAAAUUGAUCAUGGACAUUAGACGGUGCAUUAAAAAGUACUAUGAUGGCUGGUUGAUAUGUGAGGAGGCAGCAUGUCGCAAUCGAACUCGGCAUCUUCCCCUUCAAUUCUCCCGAAAUGGUCCUCUUUGUCCAGCAUGCAUGAAAGCUAUACUUAAACCUGAGUAUUCUGACAAGUCCCUGUACACCCAGCUGUGCUUUUACCGGUACAUUUUUGAUGUGGACUAUGCACUGGAGAAACUUAUUACCGAUCAUGAGAAAGAAAAAUUGAAGAAGCAGUUUUUUACACCCAAAGUUCUUCAGGACUACAGAAAACUCAAGAACACAGCCGAGCAGUUCUUGUCCUGGAGUGGCUACUCUGAAGUGAACCUCAGCAAACUCUUCGCCGAUUGUGCUGUGAAGUCCUAAGGAAAUCCACAAGCGAAUGAGGAGGGCUAGUUGCAAAUCCCAGCUUCCUGAGCACCUCUACUCUGGCCCUAACUGCUUCUCCAGUAUCUUGCUUUUCCUUUAAGGACUGCAUCUCAUGUUCACGUGGGAUGUGAACUAGGAGGAGGGAUUACAAAAAUAUUUCAUCUGUCAUGCAUCAAAGAAGAUCCAGUCUUCAUGUUAUGGUAUACCACUGAGCUCUUCCCCAUGUCCCUAAAGACCUAGCAUAUUGGGAACUGGGUUUCUAGGAGAGGGAAAUUGCUAUUUUAAUUGAAAGUGGCUGAGAUGUAAGUGACCCUGGACUUUGCCCCAGGGCUGUAGUAGAGGUGUUCCCCCAAAGAGAGGAUUCUGCAGCCCAGCAGGAGCAGUAGUAACAUUUUGCCUUUUCACAUGCCAAUUAAACACAGUCUAAAUCCAGAUGAUUCCUUAGCCACUUGCUAUAGAAGUGGCUGUCUUUUUUAGUCACGUCUUUCAGAUAGGUAGUGGAUGGCAGGGGAGAUAUAGAAUCCUUGCACUCAAAAAUAAACAGAAUGGACUCUAUUGAAUUGCUCCAAAAUCCAACACACACACACACACAAUCUGAACAGGUGUUUUACAUUUACACACACCCACACUUAAAUAGAAAGUUUAGGUAAAAGUUUAUACAACAGGAAAGCACAUUUAAAAUAAUAUAGGACAUCAAAGGGCUGGGGAUGUAGCCCAGUGGUAGAGUGCACUUGCCUAACAUGCAUGAGACCUGAGUUCUGUCUUUAGCAGUGCUAAAAGAAAGUGUAGCAUUUGGGAUGAGGAUCAAUGUGUUGCAUUUGGCAAAGUGGGAGAAUGGUUAAUUGGCCCUGGUGCUUGCUAUUUUUCCUCAUUUUCUUCAGAAUGGUGCCUGCUUUGCUGCAGCAAAAAGUAUUUCAAUAUGUCAAUCUUUCUUACAUUAUUGGUAAGAUUGUACUAACAAAAUAUAUUUCCCCUUGUAUAACUAUGCUGUGUUUUAAAAAUGUUUACCUAUGUGUUUUUAUAAAGGAGAGUAUGCUGUGCUUUAUACUUAAGAAUAAAGUUUUUCUAAAGGGAAA
Marmota monax (woodchuck) is the source of this 5586-nucleotide messenger RNA. RefSeq names its product DNA polymerase alpha 1, catalytic subunit (gene Pola1). The record is from RefSeq and is a predicted model, not a curated record. Gene Ontology annotation, biological process: DNA replication; mitotic DNA replication initiation; lagging strand elongation. The transcript has 37 exons. Gene Ontology annotation, cellular component: alpha DNA polymerase:primase complex. Lineage: Eukaryota; Metazoa; Chordata; Mammalia; Rodentia; Sciuridae. Gene Ontology annotation, molecular function: pyrimidine nucleotide binding; DNA replication origin binding; chromatin binding. Bases 110 to 4507 code for a protein of 1465 amino acids.